This is a messenger RNA of Penaeus vannamei (Pacific white shrimp), 1040 nucleotides long. The record is from RefSeq and is a predicted model, not a curated record. NCBI's taxonomy places the organism in Eukaryota, Metazoa, Arthropoda, Malacostraca, Decapoda, Penaeidae.
AUGACGUGUUGUGAUGACGUUCUGGGGACGACGUGGACGCAGGAAAUCGUGUGGACGAUGAGGAAUCAGGUCGACGUCGACACCGCGGCCAAGGUCCCCCUCGACGUCAGGGUCCCUUUCAUCGAGUUCGAUUCCCUGCAGCCGGAGCACCUCCCUCUCGCGGCGCCCAUCGAAGAGGCCUACCGGAGCCGCCACCCAGGGGAGGACCCAAGGGACAAGGGCAUCUUCCUCGACCUCGUAGACGCACUGCCUUCCCCGCGCACCAUCAAGACGCACCUGCCCUUCUCGCUGCUCAGGCCGGACCUGCUCGACUCGUGCAAGGUUGUGUACGUGGCCAGGAACCCAAAGGACGUGUGUGUGUCGUAUUACCACCAGCAAAGACUCGUCAAAGUUGCUGAGUUUGUGGGAGAUUUUCCCGAGUAUGUCGACUUCUGGACUCAAGAUCUCCUCCUCCAGGCCCCUUACUGGCCGCACCUGGCCGAGGGCUGGGCGAGGCGACACCACCCCAACGUCCUGUUCCUCUUCUACGAGGACAUGAAGGAGGACAUCCUGCGGGAGCUCGGACGCCUCAAUACCUUCCUGGGGACGGCGCUGACGGAGAGCCAGCUGCAGACGGUCGCUCGCCACACCUCUUUCUCCGGCAUGAAGAGCAGGGGCGCCACCAACCCCACCGCCGCCCUGCAGGAGUCCGGGGAAUUCAAGAAGGGCGAGGCGGCCUUCAUCAGGAAAGGAACUACGGGUGACUGGACCAACUUCUUCACGCCGGAACUCGAGGAGAAGUUCGGAGAGUGGAUGGAGAAGUGGCGCCCCACCUCCGAGGAGAUCCCCUUCAGGUACCAGAUCAAGAUACCCGAGUGAUACCAGAGUGCCACGUGCCAGCAACUCUCGAGUGAUACGAGAGUACCAGGUGCCAAUAGGAUACCAGAAUACCAUGUACCAACGAGAUUCCCGAGUACCAGUUCGUGAACAUAAUGGAGAUACUGAGCAUAUGUCUCAUUACUAAUGUAACCUUUUAAUAAAAUUGUUAGGUAUGCUGUGUA